Coregonus clupeaformis (lake whitefish) is the source of this 780-nucleotide messenger RNA. RefSeq names its product collagen triple helix repeat-containing protein 1. The record is from RefSeq and is a predicted model, not a curated record. Lineage: Eukaryota; Metazoa; Chordata; Actinopteri; Salmoniformes; Salmonidae.
GCAUAGGCGCGCUGUAAACUUCCCCUCAUUCCCACUCACUUGAAAUACGGCGCAGCAGAGCAGCAGGGCAGUGCUGUGGUCUCUCUCGAUCUUUUGGGAAAAUAAAAGAUGGUAUCACCUCUAACUCGUCUGCUGCUCCUCACAUGCGUGAUUCUACCUUUCCAUGGAGCAGAGAAAUUGAGAAAGGGACUUGACAGGAAGGAUGUUGAAUACGAAAAGUGUACUGGAAACGAUGCAGACAAACCAAACUGCACCAGAAUCUCUGCUGAAUCCGAUUCAAGAUCCUCUUAUUUGAACAACAUGUACAACAGCUGCCCCCAGGGUCCGGCUGGCACCCCGGGCAGGGAGGGUAAUCCUGGCUCCAAUGGCAUCCCUGGGACCCCUGGCAUCCCGGGGCGCGAUGGCAUCAAGGGGGAGAAAGGAGAGUGUGUGAGUGAGGUGUUUGAGGAGCCCUGGAAACCCAACUACAAGCAGUGUGCCUGGAACUCACUCAACUAUGGGAUCGACCUGGGCAAGAUAGCUGACUGUACAUUCACCAAGCUGCGUUCAGACAGUGCCCUGCGUGUGCUCUUCAGCGGCUCCCUGAGGCUGAAGUGUAAGACAGCCUGCUGCCAGCGUUGGUACUUCACCUUCAACGGAGCUGAGUGUACAGGACCUCUGCCCAUCGAGUUCAUCAUCUACCUAGACCAAGGCAGCCCUGAGCUCAACUCCACCAUCAACAUACACAGAACCUCAUCUGGUAAGAAAUUAUACCACCAACAUGCACAGCUCAUCCGGUAA